Messenger RNA from Puma concolor (puma), 2325 nucleotides. NCBI's taxonomy places the organism in Eukaryota, Metazoa, Chordata, Mammalia, Carnivora, Felidae. The record is from RefSeq and is a predicted model, not a curated record.
CCCGCCCCCGAGGUAGUCCCUACCCCGUCUGACUGGACCAAGGCCUGUGAGGCCAGCUGGCAGUGGGGGACUCUGACCACGUGGAACAGCCCCCCGGUGGUCCCGGCCAACGAGCCCAGCCUGCGGGAGCUGGUGCAGGGUCGCCCCUCCGGGGCCGAGAAGCCCUACAUCUGCAACGAGUGCGGCAAGAGCUUCAGCCAGUGGUCCAAGCUGCUGCGCCACCAGCGCAUCCACACGGGCGAGCGGCCCAACACCUGCUCGGAGUGCGGCAAGAGCUUCACGCAGAGCUCGCACCUGGUGCAGCACCAGCGCACGCACACGGGCGAGAAGCCCUACAAGUGCCCCGACUGCGGCAAGUGCUUCAGCUGGAGCUCCAACCUGGUGCAGCACCAGCGCACGCACACGGGCGAGAAGCCCUACAAGUGCACGGAGUGCGAGAAGGCCUUCACCCAGAGCACCAACCUCAUCAAGCACCAGCGCUCGCACACGGGAGAGAAGCCGUACAAGUGCGGCGAGUGCCGGCGGGCCUUCUACCGCAGCUCGGACCUCAUUCAGCACCAGGCCACGCACACGGGCGAGAAGCCCUACAAGUGCCCCGAGUGCGGCAAGCGCUUCGGCCAGAACCACAACCUCCUCAAGCACCAGAAGAUCCACGCCGGCGAGAAGCCCUACCGCUGCACCGAGUGCGGCAAGAGCUUCAUCCAGAGCUCGGAGCUGACCCAGCACCAGCGCACGCACACCGGCGAGAAGCCCUACGAGUGCCUGGAGUGCGGCAAGAGCUUCGGCCACAGCUCCACCCUCAUCAAGCACCAGCGGACUCACCUGCGCGAGGACCCCUUCAAGUGCCCGGUGUGCGGCAAGACCUUCACGCUGAGCGCCACGCUGCUGCGGCACCAGCGCACGCACACGGGCGAGCGGCCCUACAAGUGCCCCGAGUGCGGCAAGAGCUUCAGCGUCAGCUCCAACCUCAUCAACCACCAGCGCAUCCACCGCGGCGAGCGGCCCUACAUCUGCGCCGACUGCGGCAAGAGCUUCAUCAUGAGCUCCACCCUCAUCCGCCACCAGCGCAUCCACACGGGCGAGAAGCCCUACAAGUGCUCCGACUGCGGCAAGAGCUUCAUCCGCAGCUCCCACCUCAUCCAGCAUCGACGCACGCACACGGGCGAGAAGCCCUACAAGUGCCCCGAGUGCGGCAAGAGCUUCAGCCAGAGCUCCAACCUCAUCACCCAUGUCCGCACCCACAUGGAUGAGAACCUGUUCGUGUGCUCCGACUGCGGGAAGGCCUUCCUGGAGGCGCACGAGCUGGAGCAGCAUCGGGUGGUUCACGAGAGGGGCAAGACCCCAGCCCGGAGAGCUCAGGGCGACACCCUGCUAGGGUUGGGCGACCCUGCCCUGCUAACGCCACCCCCCGGAGCCAAACCACACAAGUGUCUUGUCUGCGGAAAGGGAUUCAACGACGAGGGCAUUUUCAUGCAGCAUCAGCGCAUCCAUAUUGGAGAAAACCCCUACAAAAAUUCAGAUGGCCUCAUCGCACACCCAGCCCCCAAGGCGCCUCAGUUCCGACCCCCCAGGCUCCCUUUCGGAGGGAAUUCCUAUCCAGGUGCUGCGGAGGGCAGAGCCGAACCCCCAGGACAGCCCUUUAAAAUGCCUGAAGGGCAGGAGAGCUUUGGCCAAAGGCUGGGCCUGCUCUCCUCCAAGUCCUACAUUUGUUCCCACUGUGGAGAAAGUUUUCUGGAUCGGGCUGUGCUCCUCCAACAUCAGCUCACCCACGGCAAUGAAAAGCCCUUUCUCUUUCCUGAUUAUAGGAUUGGUCUAGGGGAAGGGGCAGGGCCCAGUCCCUUCCUAAGUGGAAAGCCCUUUAAAUGCCCUGAAUGCAAAAAAAGCUUUGGCCUCAGCUCUGAGCUGCUGCUGCACCAGAAAGUGCAUGCAGGUGGAAAACCCCAGAAGAGUCCAGAGCUGGGGAAGAGCUCUUCUGUCCUCCUGGAGCACCUCAGGAGCCCCCUGGGGGCCAGGCCCUACAGCUGCUCAGAUUGUGGGGCCUCCUUUCUCGAUCGCCUGGCACUCGUCCGGCACCAGGAGACCCACACCCAAGAAAAGUCCCCCACCCCCGAGGAGCCCCUUCCAGAGCCAGCCACCCUGCCCACAAGCCAGGAAGAUGAGGGAGAGGCCCCCACCCGCACAGGGAGCAGCAGCCAUGGGGAUGGGGAAAACCCCAAGACCCUCUCAGAAGAAAAGCCCUAUUUGUGCCCUGAGUGUGGAGACGGCUUCGCAGAAGUCGCGGCCCUCCUCCUCCAUAGGAGCUGCCACCCAGGGGUCACCUUGUGA